GGGGGCGGUGCUGGCGGCCCUGCGGCCGGUGCCCGGGGCCCCGGCCGGCAGCCGCGGCAGCGGAGCCCCAUGCGGCACGGGCGGCCCUAGGCUGCGCCUCGGCCGCAGCAUGCCGCUCCCGCUGCGCCUGGCGUGGCUGCUCGGGCUCUGCAGCCUCUGCCGCGGGUACUUCGAGGGGCCGCUGUACCCCGAGAUGUCCAACGGGAGCCUGCACCACUACUUCGUCCCCGACGGGGACUACGAGGAGAACGACGACCCCGAGCGGUGCCAGCUGCUGUUCCGGGUGAGCGAGCAGCGGCGGUGCGGCGCGGCGGCGGCGGGCGGCGGGCUCAGCCUGCGCGAAGAGCUGACGGUGCUGGGGCGGCAGGUGGAGGACGCGGGCCGGGUGCUGGAGGGCAUCGGCAGGAGCAUCUCCUACGACCUGGACGGGGAGGAGAGCUACGGUGCCUACCUGCGCCGCGAGUCCGCCCAGAUCAGCGACGCCUACUCCAGCUCGGACCGCUCGCUGAGCGAGCUGGAGGGCAAAUUCCGGCAGGGCCAGGAGCAGGGCGGCCGGGAGGAGUCCCGCCUGGGCGACAGCUUCCUGGGGCUGCUGCUGCACGCCCGCGCCCUGCUCCGGGAGACCCGCCACGUCUCCAGCGGGCUGCGCGACAAGUACGACCUGCUGGCGCUCACGGUGCGCAGCCACGGCGCCCGCCUCAGCCGCCUCAAGAACGACUAUCUCCGCGCCUGAGCCGCAGCCACCGAGCCCGGACCCGCCGCGGCCUCUGCAGGCACCCCCGGCCCCACCGCCGGGCCCCCGAAGGCACAGCCCUGGCGUCCGCCUGGAAGGAGCACCUCCUUGGACCAACCCCGCAGUUAGGAAGCUGGGAAAAGACAUCCGAGAUCAUCAAGUCCAGCCUUUGACUGAAUACCACCACGCCCACUAAACCAUGUUAAGACGUGCCACAUUUGCUCGUUUUUUGAACGCUUCCAGGGAUAGUAACUCAACCAAAAUACAUUCUUCUUCAUGGAAAAAAAACCUUAUUUAUUUUACCUUCUAAACAAAUAGCCCAGUUCUAUAAACCAAGAGGUUCGAGGUAUGUUUAAGUUAAUGUCCCAUAUUAAAAAAAUCUACCCUCUGUUAUAUACCAUCUUUGAUUGCAAAGUGAAGUAAGCUUUCUGAUGUCUGAUUCCCUGUUUGUUUUUGUAUCACCUGCUCUGCUGUGGGUCACCCGUCCUAAGUGUAGCUGAAGUGAGGUGCUGGCCAGCUCCUUCCAGACUCGUGUGUAGCAAAUACUUAAAUUGCUUUUGUUGUUAGUCCUUCAGGGUGACACCUCUGGCCCUCCUUUCUAAUGAUGUGUAUUAUAUGUUCCUUAAAUGUUGUUCCACUAUGUAAAGCUGUGAUUUUCAUUUGUGUUUGGAAAGAUGGGAACUAUUCUGGCAGGAUUUGUACUUCCAGCCUUGCUUAUCUGUGACUCUAAGCUAUCAUAACCCUAAGAAGCAGCCAAAAAGGCUUAUGUCAGAUCCUGAGAAUGCUCGUGGAGAUUUUUAUAGCAAAAAGAAUGAGCCCUAGCGCUGAUUAGAGUUUUGGAUCCCAGAUUUGAGAGCCAGGAGCAUGUUUCUAAAGCAGACAAAAAGGUUUUGUCUGUGCAAGCACAUUUGACUUCUCUUGUUGGUGACUUUGUACUUUUGCUAGCUAAGUUAUUAAUAUAACUUUGUGGUCCUGGACAAUAGCAAAAGUGCCUGGUGGGAAAGAGGGUGGGGUUUUUAGACUCAUUGCUAUUUAACUGACAAUUUUGGGUAAUGUGGCUAUUAGGUUACAGAUACUGCAGGCAGAAUACCUGUUGGGACGAAAUGAAGUUUAUAGGUUGUUGUAAUAAAUAUUUGAGAACAAUGUUAAAGUACAUUUUUGUUAUUACUUUCCAAGACGCUCUUGAUUUUAAAACAUUCUGUUGAAAUGUGUCUUUUCAGCAAAACAUUGAAAGUUUGUAACUCCUGCCAAGUGAAAUAACUUGCUUUUUAGUAAAAACAAAUAAAAAUUUACAGAGUCUGAGGUAAUCAAGUUUCAUUAAAAGCAACAAUACAAAAGGCCUUGCGGGGCAGACUUUUUUGAGUUUUUAAGCCUUUUUAAGCACCCCUGGAAGAGAAGGUGAUGUACUUCUGAGGUCUGUUCUUGUUAACCCUGCUCCCAUUGAGUUAUACUUCAGUCUGCAAACCAUUCAGUGGGGUGAGGUACUCAGCAGUGCAGUGGGCCAACAUAAGUCAGCUUGGACUAGAGUGCUGAAGACACCACGAAAGUUUCCUGGAGGUAGGUGCUUACAGAGCCAGAGGGCUCAUUUUGCUGAAGGCAGUGAAAUGUAGCCUGCUGGCAAGAUACUUCAGAUGUCAUUUUACAUUUUUUAGUCCUCAGUACCUUUAAAGAUUUGCUAGAAAAAAAAAAAAGUAAACAUUUUAUUGGUUGACUGUGGUGGAGCCACUCAGAGUUAUUUUUCUGUUCUCAAGUUAGAAACUAUUUGACAAGUUCUAGCUCUUAAAAAUUCAUUUAUUUUUGAUGCUUUCCUUGCCUCUAGAUGUGGAUGGCACAACAGAAGAGUGAGCCGAGUCACGGAUUAUUGUAUGCUCACUAUCUUAGCAAAACAUAAUAGCAUUCCUGGGCUGGACCAAGCUCCAGAAGUGCCUGACUGGCGUCUCCCCCAGAGAUGUCAUGCAGUUCCAUUAGUGCCUAGAGGCUUCUUAAAGGAAGUUUAAGUCUGUGUCUUACCCACUUUGAGUCAUUUGUUGUAACAUGAAGUAAAUAAACAUCAAUGUUUGUUAUAACAUCAAACGGUUUGUUAUAACACAUCAGUAAAUAAACAAAAAUGGCAUGACCGUGCUAUUUUUUAGGCAUAUGAGAGCAGUAUUCAAAUCCUAAUAGAAAAUAAGUAGUAGCAUAAAACACAGCUUCUUGAAUAGCCCUGAAGCAGCUUGACUAUUCUAUUUGCAGUAACAGAUGUUCGGUCAAGCUGAAACUAUUGCAAUGCAUGCAGCAUACCAAAAGAGUAAAUGUUUGCAGAAUGCUUACUUUUCAAAGCAGGAGAUGUGUGAGUAUUUAUAGUAUAACUCAUUCCAGUCAGUGCCCUGUAAAUUGUCAUCUAAUGAAACAAGACUGUGGUACUUUACAGUCCACACUAAUGUUUCACAUCAUAUAUGAAUUCUUGACACUUUUUAUGUUUCAGUAAAAUAGAAACAUUUUUCUAUUUUAAAUGUGGCAGAAUUCUGAUUUUGUUUCAGUAGCGUUGAUUUUGGAAGGCUUUAAAUGGUUCUUUCUAAGAGAAAAUGAAGAUAUCUGAGUCUGGUCUAUGUAUAAGUUCAUGCAUUUAAUAAGAAAGGUCAACUUUAUGUGGAUUUGAUGAAGCUAAUACAAAAAACUUUUAGGACAUUUAAAUCUACUAGAGUUUGAUUUACUUUGAUAAUUUUGGCUGACCUAAGCAAAGGUAUAUGUUAAAUAUAUCAUUUUUGAGUCAGAGGUGAUACAUUAAAUGGUUUUUGUAGAGCUGCCUGCAAGAACUGAGUGCUUAGUGAUAUUCAGCAGUUUAAGUUUUAAAUUAAAUUUUUUUCUUUAAAAAUUAUUAAAACUAUAUUGCAAUACUCUUUACAAUCUUAUAAAUGUCUUUCUUUUGCUUUUUAUCUGAUAAAACUUAUUUGUUUUCGUGGUAUGAAGAUCCCCUGGAUCUGGAUCUUUAUACAGCCUAUUUUAAAUAGUAAAGGUCUUUUUAUUGUUGAAAAUGUGGUAAUUACUUUUAAGCAAAGAGCUUUAAAAGGAUGAUUGUAGCACAGUCAUCCCCAUUAUGUCCUUAAUAUCCCCUAUGUUAUGUUAAAAUACUAUAUUGGUACUAGAUUCCUUUUCAGAAUGCAGAAGGUAUCUGACAGUGGGGGUUUUUUUGUAGUUUUCUGAUGAUUUUCAAAACAUGUAUUAUUUAAUGAGAUGAUCAUGCUGAAGAGCAAAAGACUAUUUUCGGGGGGGGGAAAAAAAGUGCUGCAGCUGGAAAAGUCAUAGAGAGCUCACUCAAUAUUAAGUUUUUCAUCAAGGGGAACAGACUGCCCAGAGAAGGUGUGGAUACUCCAUCCUUGAAAGUUUUCAAAGCCAGGCUAGACGGAGCCCCGAGCAACCUGGUCUAGUGGAGAGUGUCUCUACGAGAUGAUUUUUAAGGUCCCUUCCAACUCAAAGCAUUCUAGCAUUAGAGUCAAAGCAAGGCACUAAGGGACUCACCUGCACUUCUCUCCAGGUAGCUCACUUUUGAAGGCAGUGCUCUGAUGUGGAUAUUCUCGUAUCCACUGAUACACACAGAACAGAAGAAGCUCAGAGCAUGCACAAAACCAUUAAUAAAAGCUCAAGAACGAAAAGUGUACUUGCCUUGUGCCAAGUUAAUGGGUAGGAAUUCAGAGGAGAGUGUGCAAACUGGAUUUCAAAACUGCAAUUUUCAGUUUCACAGGUUGACUUACCCAGGACCAUCAUCACAAAGAGAAGUCAAGCGAAGCUUUCAAAACCUUGGUGAGCCUUUAAAAAACCUUACGUGUGCCGAGCCGGGGUGUAUGAAUUGUCUGAAGCUAAAUUGUUGCUCUUAUAGGUUGUCACGUACUCAGAUGCAGUUUGGCAGGACGUAAACCUCAUAAGCAAAAAAUACACCUGGCUAGGUCACUAGAAACAACCUUAUGAGCUACAGAGCUCUGGUUGUAAUCUUUGUCUAGAAAAUGUGUAUUUUGUGGGGAAAUUCUGUUGGAUAUGUGUAUUACUGUUGAUGUGGUUGCUUGUUUAGAUGGUCUUCAUGUUUCUUUACCAGUUUCUUGCUCAUGCUUCUUGAAUAUCAAUUUUGUGACUAUUAAAGAAAUUUUCAGCUAACACUGAAGUGUUAUGAGUGCAUUUCACAGCAACUAUACCUAAAGUAAGCCUGUGGAUUCAAAGUCUGUAAUUUUUCUGUCUUUUAAAAUGUAUUUUUACUUGAAGUUCAUUGGGGAAAUUGUUUUUUUAUUACCUGGGGUUUUCUUUUUUGGUGAGCCAUUAGCAAAACGUUGUUCGAUUUGAGAGUCUGCAUUUCAUUCCUAUAAUAUGUGAAACUGACAAAAAAAAACCUGACUGUGCUACGUGAUUCUUUAAAAAGCUGUUAUUAGAACAUAUGUAUAAAAAAAGGACUAAAACUG
This is a messenger RNA of Passer montanus (Eurasian tree sparrow), 5160 nucleotides long. It is a transcript of the gene FIBIN, whose product is annotated as fin bud initiation factor homolog. NCBI's taxonomy places the organism in Eukaryota, Metazoa, Chordata, Aves, Passeriformes, Passeridae. The coding region runs from base 110 to 733 and encodes 207 amino acids. The transcript has a single exon. The record is from RefSeq and is a predicted model, not a curated record.